Saprolegnia diclina VS20 is the source of this 651-nucleotide messenger RNA. RefSeq lists its product as hypothetical. The coding region runs from base 1 to 651 and encodes 216 amino acids. The record is from RefSeq and is a predicted model, not a curated record. NCBI's taxonomy places the organism in Eukaryota, Oomycota, Saprolegniomycetes, Saprolegniales, Saprolegniaceae. The transcript is spliced from 5 exons.
AUGGUUGCUACAUCCACCUUCUUUACGUCGCUCGUUGCCUUUGGUGCGUCGGUGAUGGCGUCGUCGCUCCGCGCCUGCAACAAGACUGCGCUCAUCAUCGUCGACGUCCAAAACGACUUUACAUUGUCAACUGGCAGCCUCUCGGUGACGAACGGCGAGGCCAUCAUCCCAAUCAUCAACAAGGUCCGCGACGAGGGCAAGUUUGAUAUGGUUGUGCUCACGCAAGACUGGCACCCGGUCGGCCACGUCUCGUUCUACUCGCGCUGGUCCGCGGAUCCGAAGGCUAAGCUCUUUGCGCCGUACACGCUGCCCUCCACGGGCCCGGCGCCCGUACCGCGCUCAUCAUCGUCGACGUCCAAAACGAUUUUGCGCUACCGAGCAGCGAUCCCCAUCAUCAACGACGUGCGCCGCCACGGUACGUUUGAUUUGGUCGCGACGACCCAAGACUGGCACCCGCUCGGCCACGUCUCGUUGGGCCCACGACCCAAACGCCAAGCUCUUUGCGCCGUCCACGCUGCCGUCGUGUGGCCGCCCAACACGGAGCAGGUGCUCUGGCCCAACCACUGCACGCAGAAUCAAGACGGAGCCAAGUUCCACAAGGAUCUCAAGCGCAAGAAGUCUGACAUUGUGAUCCAGAAGGCGACGUCCUAA